Messenger RNA from Lodderomyces parapsilosis, 1104 nucleotides. RefSeq lists its product as uncharacterized. The transcript has a single exon. Gene Ontology annotation, molecular function: agmatinase activity; metal ion binding. NCBI's taxonomy places the organism in Eukaryota, Fungi, Ascomycota, Pichiomycetes, Serinales, Debaryomycetaceae. The record is from RefSeq and is a predicted model, not a curated record. The coding region runs from base 1 to 1104 and encodes 367 amino acids.
AUGAAGUUGCUUCCACUUUUAAGCAUUGUAACUGCAGUUUCUUGUGCCACUGACUUGCAAGAGAAAUGGGGAAGUCUUUGGCAAUUUCAAGGAAUAGCCACUUUUGCACACUUGGAUCACGUUCAAUGCCUCAUCGAUCGCGAGCAAAUGUUUGAUGUUGGGAUCAUUGGUGUCCCGUUUGACACUGCUGUGUCGUACAGACCUGGUGCAAGGUUCGGUCCAAGAGCUAUUAGAGAUGCAUCUCAACGUCAAUACAGCUUGCGUGGUUUCAACCAUAGGGCCAUGUUCAACCCAUACAAAUCGUGGGCCAGAGUUGUUGAUUGUGGAGAUGUGCCAGUAUCUCCAAUGGAUAACAAAUUGGCUUUCCAACAAAUGGACCAAGCUUUUGAAGAAUUGUUGUGGGUGGGCGAUUCAGUUGAAGUUGAUCAAGUUCCUCCUAGAUUCAUCAUUUUGGGAGGUGACCAUUCUGUUUUGUUACCUCAUAUUAGAGCAUUGAAUAAAGUGUAUGGUCCUGUGAAUAUUGUACAUUUCGACGCUCAUUUGGAUACUUGGAAACCAGACAAGUAUCCAUCAUUCUGGCGUACUGAAGUUAGUGACGUGAACCACGGAUCAAUGUUGUGGAAAGCAUACGAAGAAGGGUUGACCACAAAGAACAAUGUUCAUGCUGGUAUUAGGACCAAAUUAUCCAGUCUUGCUGAUUAUGAGGACGAUGAUGCACAAAAUUGGUUGAGAAUCGAGGCUGAUGAUAUUUGGUUGAAAGGUUCUGACUACGUUGCUCAACAAAUCUUGAAGAGGGUUCCAAAAAACACACCCACUUAUAUCUCAGUUGACAUAGAUGUUUUGGAUCCAGGAUUUGCAUCUGGAACCGGAACUAUGGAGUCAGGAGGUUGGUUACCAAGAGAAUUGAUUCACAUCUUACGUCAAAUUGAUGAUUUGACCGUUGUUGGUGCUGAUGUUGUUGAAGUCGCACCUGCAUACGAUUUUGCUGAAGUAACUGCAACAAAUGGAGCCCAAGUUGCUUUUGAAAUUUUGACUAGUAUGGUCAAGAAAGGUCAAAUCGAUAGUAAAUUGGUCAAAAGACAAGUUUACAAGGGUGCCAACUGA